CGCGCCGGGAGCCCGGGCGGCGCGAGACGGGCGCGAGGCCGCGCUAGGAGGGCCUGAGGAAAGGCUGUGGAUUGUGCAAAAAAAAUUGGAUGUGUGUCCAGCAUUUACCACCCAGCGCCCCAAGAGGAAGUAUCCAAUGGUCUGCCUGUCACCUGCACCUCCUCUCUGUGGGACCUAAACUGGGACCUCCUGUUCCCAGAGAUUCACUUGACUCUUCUCCUGGAACUAGAUACCCGCAGGGCUGUCUUCUGCCUGUCUGCUUACACAUCCUUGCUCAUCCGAAGAGUGGCUCUUGGCCAAGACCUGGCGGCAGAGAGCCAUGGACCAGUACAGCUUCGGGGACGAAGGUGCCCUUCCGUCCGAGAUGCACCUCCCUUCGUUUUCAGAGAGCCAAGGGCUCAGCUGCAGCGACACCCUCAACCGGGACCUGGGUGCCAGCACGCAAGACCUGCUCUACGCUGGCCUGAGCAGCCUGGACCUGGAGCCCGGCCUCCCGACGCCCGAUGUGCCCAGUGAGGCCCUGGAGGACAACUUGGACGCCCUGUCCCUGUACUCAGGGAAGGACAGUGAUUCCAUGAAGCUGCUGGAAGAAUACGCAGACCCGGAAUCCCAGGCUUCCCUACAAGACCUGGGGCUAGGUGCGCUUAAGGUGCCAAAGGAGGCUGACGAAGGAGGCAGGGCCACCUCUGGGAGUGCCAGGAGAGGAAAGCGGCAGCACAGUUCCCCUCAGAACCCCCUUCUGGAUUGCAGCCUCUGUGGGAAGGUGUUCAGCAGCGCCAGUUCUCUUAGCAAGCACUACCUGACGCACAGCCAGGAAAGGAAGCACAUCUGCAAGAUCUGCAGCAAAGCCUUUAAGCGCCAGGACCACCUGACCGGGCACAUGCUCACCCACCAGAAGACCAAGCCCUUCGUGUGCAUCGAGCAGGGCUGCAGCAAGAGCUACUGCGACUACCGCUCUCUGCGCCGACACUACGAGGUCCAGCACGGCCUGUGCAUCCUGAAGGAGGCACCCCCAGAAGAGGAGUCCUGUGGGGACUCCCCCCACACCCAAGAGGCAGCCGGCCAGCCAGCCCCCAGUGGCCUGCGGGGCCUGGUGCCCCCCGAGGCCAGGUCCCCCGGCUCCCUGCUGCCCAACCGAGACCUCCUGCGCUGCAUCGUCAGCAGCAUCGUCCACCAGAAGAUUCCUUCCCCCAGCCCAGCCCCAGGGGGUUCUCCAGACAGCGAGGGGAGGGCCACGGCCUGCCCCUGCCCAGCCUCUCUGGGCACUCCGUCCUGCACCCCAGUGGGCACCCCCGUGGCGCCGGGAGCCCUGGGUCUUGAGGUUCCAGAGGAGCUGCAGCCCCCCCGGAAAGAGCCAGCCCCUCCUGCCGACGUGUUCACAGCCGUCCACUCGAGGGCAGGAGAGAACGGGGCCCCAGACCCUGCAGAGUCGGAGCUGCCGGUCCUCCAGCUCCUGUCCACCCUGGAGGCCUGGCCCGAUGGUGGGGCCCUGCCAGCCUGCCUGCCCCUGUUCCGAGGCCAGACCAUCCCAGCCAGCUCCCAGCCAUCGGGUCACAACUUCCAGUGGCUCCGGAAUCUGCCAGGCUGCCCCAAGAGCAAAGGGAACAAUGUGUUCGUCGUCCGCAAGCCCCCCGCAGGGUCCUCCCAGGAGGGCCCUGAGCCAGGCCCUGGGCCCAGCAGCACCUCCCUUGCUAUGGAGCCCCCAGCCGGCUCGGGCACCAGCCUGGGGGAUGUGCUGUCCUUCCCUCCUGCACUCCUUAAGGCACCCGGGGACGCCUCGAGUGACGCCAGAUACGCCAGUGGGGAGGACGAUACCUGGGCUUCCAAGAAGAGCAGGUUUGACGGUGACCCCUUCUUGUGGCAGAACCCUGGGGAGCCCGGCCUCCAGGACGUCCAGAAGUCAAGUGGGCUCCCGUCGGAUGCCACACCACUCUUCCGCCAGCUCUUCCUGAAGUCGCAGGAGUCUGUGGUGAGCCACGAGCAGAUGCAAGUGUUCCAGAUGAUCACCAAGUCCCAGCGCAUCUUCUCCCAUGCCCAGGUGGCAGCAGCCUCGCCUCAGCUCUCCAAGCCCGAGGGCAAGCAGGCUGCCCUGAAGCCGCUGCAGGGCCCAUGGCUGCAGGAGCCCCCACCACUGGCCCCCAUCGUUGACUCUCUCCACGCUGGCCCUGGAAGUGCAGAGCCAGAGGGGUCCCCAGCUCGCCGGAGAAAACCCACGCCCGUGUUUCCCAGAGAAGCCUCCCCUGGCAGCGCCCGACGAGACGCCAAGGGAGGGCAGAAAGCAGCCGCUGCUCCACGACCCCCCACCAUGUCAUCCCUGGAUCACUCGGGUCACCCAGAUGUCUCCUCUCUGACCAAGCAGCUGCGAUCGGCAAAAGGGACCUUGGGCCUGGGGGACGUCUUCUCCCCCCCGUGCCCACGGCAGACCCAGUUAGGUGGGGAUGAGCCCCCUGGGGCCCAGCUCCCGGGGAAGCAGGCCCAGGCUGAGAAUGGCUUGGCUUCAGGGGUCACAAAAGGUGAAAAGGGCCCGGCCUGCUCCCGUGGGGGAGGCUACAGGCUCUUUUCUGGCAACCCCAGGGGCCAGCGUUUCUCUGGCUUCCGGAAGGAGAAGGUGAAGAUGGAUCUAUGUUGUGCAGCCUCGCCGAGCCAGGUGGCCAUGGCCUCCUUCUCGUCGGCCGGGCCUCCGGCGGACGCCCCCCGGGACGCCAAGUCUAAGCUGACGAUUUUCAACAGAAUCCAGGGUGGAAAUAUCUACAGACUCCCGCAUCCCAUGAAGGAUGAGAACAUGGCAGGUGGAUGUAGCCAGCAAAAUGGGGGUGCUGCAGACUGGACGGAGCCGAGGAACACAUACAUCUGCAAGAAUUGCAGCCAGAUGUUUUAUACCGAGAAAGGGCUGAGCAGCCACAUGUGUUUCCACAGCGACCAGUGGCCGUCACCUCGAGGGAAGCAGGAGCAGCAGGUGUUUGGCACGGACUUUUGCAAGCCCCUGAGACAGGUGCUGAGGCCAGAGGGGGAUGGACAGAGUCCCCCGGGAGCCAAGAAGCCCCUGGGCAACACGGCAGCAGCCCCUUUGUUGGUCCCCAUGUCGGUCCCGGUGGCUCCCGUGAACCGGCUCCCAGGGAGCACGGCCAAGGGUCAGGAGAAGGAUGUGGACGAGAGGGACGGCAAGGAGUGCGGCCAGCCUCGGAAGCGGAAGAAGCGCCUGCCGCCCAAGGCCCUCUUCGUCCCCCCUGCACCCCCUUCGCUCGGGGAGCCGGGCCCUGGCGGGUGCCACCAGAGUUGCCUGCGCUCCCCCGUGUUCCUGGUGGACCGCCUCCUGAAGGGGCUCUUCCAGUGCUCGCCAUACACGCCACCCCCCAUGCUCAGCCCCAUCCGGGACGGCUCCGGGCUGUACUUCAACACGCUCUGCUCCACGUCCACACACGCCGGCCCCGACAGGCUCAUCAGCGCCCUGAUCGACCCGGUGGAUGGCUCAUUUGGUAUCUGUGUGGUGAAGGACAAUACCAAGAUCAGCAUUGAGCCACACAUCAACAUAGGAAGCCGCUUUCAGGCUGAGAUCCCAGAGCUCCAGGAGAGAUCACUGGCUGAAGCCGAUGACCCUGUUGCUUCUCUGGUCUGGAAGCCAUGGGGAGAUGUGAUGACCAACCCUGAAACGCAGGACCGAGUGACAGAGCUGUGCAACGUGGCCUGCUCCAGCGUGAUGCCAGGAGGGGGCACCAACCUGGAACUUGCUCUGCACUGUCUGCACGAGGCCCAGGGCGACGUUCAGGUUGCCCUGGAGACACUCUUGCUCAGAGGACCCCGGAAGUCACAGACUCAUCCGCUCGCCGACUAUCGUUACACAGGUUCGGACAUCUGGACCCCCAUGGAGAAGAGGCUCUUUAAAAAGGCAUUCUGUGCCCACAAGAAGGACUUUUUCUUGAUACACAAGACGAUCCAGACAAAGACUGUAGCCCAGUGUGUGGAGUAUUAUUACAUCUGGAAAAAAAUGAUCAAGUUUGACUGCGGCCGAGCCCCUGGGCUAGAAAAGAGGGCCAAGAGAGAGCCAGAGGAAGGAGAAAGGACAGAAGAGAAGGUCACUUGCAGCCCUCGGGAGAGACCCGGCCACCGACCAACGCCUGAGUUAAAGAUGAAAACCAAGAGUUACAGGCGGGAGUCCAUCCUCAACUCCAGCCCCAACACAGGCCCCAAGAGGACCCCCGAGCCGCCCGGCAGCAUGGAGGGCCAGGGCGUCUUUCCAUGCCGAGAGUGCGAGAGGGUCUUCGACAAGAUCAAGAGUCGAAACGCCCACAUGAAGCGGCACCGGCUCCAGGACCACAUGGGGCCCGUCGUCAGGGUGAAGUGGCCAGUGAAGCCCUUCCAGCUGGACGAGGAGGAUGGGGAGGGGGCGGGGGCAGGGGCCCCCGACAUCGGUCCCCUGCAGUGGUGAUCCCAGGCGACACACGGCAGCCGGCCAGGCUGAACAAUGGGGUCUCCGGGCCUCUCCCGUCUCCCUGCAGCCUGUGCAAGGGGAGACCCCACCUGGGUGCUGGCCCCACCCCUCCGGCCCCGCCCCUUGCUGUCCCACACUGGGCCCUCGGCGGUACCUGGUGGCAGGAGCACACAGUCGCCAGCGGCCGCCAAGCCCCUGCCGUGGAGUGCCAGUGAUGCCACUCUCUCUGGGUUAGUAGUCUCCCCCCCGUCCUUCACUUCCACUCCACCUGGAGCCUGGGGGCUUGGGGAGGGGAACAAGUUAGAUCUGCGUAGCUCUUAAAUCUUCGCCUCACUUUUGGGGUUUGGUUAUAUUUGUUAGAUAAGGCCAAGAUUUAGAGAAUCAGUGGGAAAAUACCUUCAGAUCUCCAGCACGUGGGGCCUCCCUGAGCAGGGGUGGGCUCUCUGCACUCAGGAUUCAGUCCCUAGUCUUGCAACGACUUGUACAUUGUUAGGGUGUUUUUUUUGUACGUGUCUACUUGUAAAUCUUAUUAAAUUGGGUUCUUGAG
Molecule: messenger RNA, 4976 nt
Organism: Choloepus didactylus (southern two-toed sloth)
Lineage: Eukaryota; Metazoa; Chordata; Mammalia; Pilosa; Megalonychidae
Gene: ZNF541
Product: zinc finger protein 541
Exons: 17
Coding region: 320-4426 (1368 amino acids)
Biological process (GO): negative regulation of DNA-templated transcription; regulation of transcription by RNA polymerase II
Cellular component (GO): transcription regulator complex; histone deacetylase complex
Molecular function (GO): transcription corepressor activity
Source: RefSeq, a predicted model, not a curated record